UCCUCAAACAGGUUUAUUGUUUUGAUUUAGUAAAUUGCUUUUUUCACGUGAAUUUUAGUGAUUGGUUCGACGGAAAAACAUUUUUUGAAAAACAGCAGCACUCUUGAGGAUUUACUCAAACCCGUGCAGACAAUGGAAAUAAUGACCGUGUCGGCGAAAAAACGGCGCUGUUGACAAAGAUGCUUUCUCCGAGAUAAGCUAAUGUUAGCUGUGUGGCUAACGCAGCUACGUAUCUUUGGUAACAACAUGACGGUGAUGAGGAGCUGCGGUGUGUAGGAGCGACUGACCACACACCGGAUCGCGCCGAUUUCCUUUACAUUGUCAAUCACUGAUUCAAAGGAUUGCUUCGCCUGAGUCCCCGGAUAGACGUAAAACUGUUUUCCCAAUCAAACGAACCACAGGGGGUACCUUCAACCAGCUGGUUGUCUUUGAAGAGCGUUGGAUAUCUACACUGCUUGCUUUUCAAUGGGUGAGGAAAAACCGGACACGCUGGACUUUGUGAAGGAUUUCCAGGAGUAUCUGAGCCAGCAGACUCAACAUGUCAACAUGAUAUCAGGCUCAGUCAGCGGCGUCAAAGAGGCGGACGAGCUGCCAGCCGACUGCAGUCAGAAUGGGCUGGAUCACCCUGCAGUGGAUAUGUCACUGGAGGACAGCUCAGGGAUCCUGGUGGAUGGCUUUGAGAGGACCUAUGAUGGCAAGCUCAAGUGCCGCUACUGCAACUAUGCCACCAGAGGCACAGCCCGACUCAUUGAGCAUAUCCGAAUUCACACAGGAGAGAAACCUCACCGCUGCCACCUCUGCCCAUUUGCUUCCGCCUAUGAACGCCACCUCGAGGCCCACAUGAGAUCACACACAGGCGAGAAGCCUUACAAGUGCGAGCUGUGCUCCUUCCGCUGCAGUGACCGUAGCAACCUGUCACACCAUCGCCGCCGACGCCACAAACUUCUGCCGAUGAAAGGUGCUCGCUCACUUUCCCAUAAGAAGAUGCUGAGUGUCUUGCAGAAGAAGGCCAGCUCACUGGGCUAUGGCCGCAGAGUCCUCAUCAACUUCAGCCCCCCUUCUAUGGUGGUACACAAGGCUGACAAUGUGAAUGACUACUCCCAUGAGCUACCCCAUUUACGUCAGGAGACCUAUGAUAAUCCGAGUCAGGCAGGCGAGGACGGGAUCUCAACAAAUCCAAAUCACCAUCACCAUGAUUUGAUCAUGGAUAACCCCCUGAACCAGCUGUCCACUCUGGCAGGCCAGUUGGCCAGCCUCCCUUCAGAGUCCCAGGCUCAGACUCAACCUCCCAUGUCUCCUGGAGCAGAGUCUAUUGUUGAUGAGAAGCCUUUUCUCAUCCAGCAACCCCACCUCGCCACAGCUCCUGUGGCAGUCACAGCCAGCAUGGCCCAUGCCUCCUCCUCUUCCCCAGUCACCCCAGAGCCCCGAGCUCCUCCACACAGCAACUGCAGCCCUGGAAGGGGACCUUGCAGCGAGCACAGCGGGCGUACCAGUACCCCUAGUAUCUCCAACAGCCAACCCAGUACACCAGCCCCAGGCCUGUCUGCCCCAAUCCAGGACCCCCACAUGCUGCAUCACUGCCAGCACUGUGACAUCUACUUCCCUGACAACAUCCUCUACACCAUCCACAUGGGCUGCCAUGGUUACGAGAACCCAUUCCAGUGCAACAUCUGCGGCCACAAGUGCAAGAGCAAGUACGACUUUGCCUGCCACUUUGCCCGCGGGCAGCACAAGUAAGGCAGAUGAAUGAGGAAAAGAACUUUGAACGGACAGCUUUGUUUUAUUAAUUCCAUAGUAAUUUUAUUUAUUGGUCUUUUACUUGGCCUUGAUGUAGCCUAGCCUUUUGAAAGUUGUACUUAUACAGGAAAAUGUCAACAUUCAGAUGGUUUCAUUUUGUAUAAUUAAUGGUGCCCAUUCAAGUGUAUUAUAAAGGGAUGAUCAGUGUUUUCCACAGGUUGAGAAUUUACUUUUGGUGGUGGAGGGAGUCACUUUCAUUUGCUAACAGAAAAACACCUCCCAAACAUGGAAAUUAGCAGGACUAAUAUUUGUAGACUCAGUUAAUGUAGUACUCAGUCUGCUUUAUCCUUUAGUUUUUACAAAUCCAUUCCUUCAGGAAUGCAAUGCUG
Molecule: messenger RNA, 2126 nt
Organism: Scomber japonicus (chub mackerel)
Lineage: Eukaryota; Metazoa; Chordata; Actinopteri; Scombriformes; Scombridae
Gene: ikzf5
Product: IKAROS family zinc finger 5
Exons: 4
Coding region: 466-1737 (423 amino acids)
Biological process (GO): regulation of transcription by RNA polymerase II
Molecular function (GO): RNA polymerase II cis-regulatory region sequence-specific DNA binding; DNA-binding transcription factor activity
Source: RefSeq, a predicted model, not a curated record